This is a messenger RNA of Brassica napus (rape), 1458 nucleotides long. Its product is annotated as NADPH-dependent aldo-keto reductase, chloroplastic-like. The record is from RefSeq and is a predicted model, not a curated record. Bases 65 to 1093 code for a protein of 342 amino acids. Gene Ontology annotation, molecular function: aldose reductase (NADPH) activity. Lineage: Eukaryota; Viridiplantae; Streptophyta; Magnoliopsida; Brassicales; Brassicaceae. The transcript has 8 exons. Gene Ontology annotation, cellular component: cytosol.
GAAAUGAUGUGUGCGUCAAACCAAAACCAGCGAUCUUAAACUCAUAACCACCAAAUCUCUGCCAAUGUCGAACGCUAUCAGAUUCUUCGAGCUCAACACCGGUGCUAAGAUCCCGUCUGUGGGUCUUGGAACGUGGCAGGCCUCUCCUGGCGUCGUUGGUGAUGCCGUCGCUGCCGCUGUUAAGUUCGGCUAUCGUCAUAUUGAUUGUGCUCAGUUGUAUGGCAACGAAAAAGAGAUUGGGACAGCUUUGAAAAAAUUAUGUGAAAAAGGUGUAGUGAAACGCGGGGAGUUGUUCAUUACCUCCAAACUCUGGUGUACUGAUCAUGACCCUCGAGAUGUACCAGAGGCACUGAACAGAACUAUACAGAGUCUGCAGCUCGACUCCGUUGAUCUGUAUUUGAUUCACUGGCCUGUACGGAUGAAGAAAGGUUCUGUUGGAGUAAGUCCAGAGAACUUUUUACCUGUAGAUAUUCCUAGCACAUGGAAAGCAAUGGAAGCACUCUAUGAUUCGGGCAAGGCACGAGCCAUAGGAGUAAGCAACUUCUCCACCAAGAAACUAGGUAAUCUCUUGGAUCUAGCUCGUGUUCCUCCUGCUGUUAAUCAGGUCGAAUGUCAUCCUUCUUGGCGACAAGCGAAGCUACGAGAGUUUUGCAAAUCCAAAAGAGUUCACCUCAGUGCAUACUACCCACUGGGUUCCCCAGGAUGGUUCAAGAGCGAUGUUCUGAAGAACCCAAUACUGAAUCUAGUUGCGGAAAGGCUUGGGAAAUCUCCUGCUCAAGUAGCACUCCGUUGGGGACUCCAAAUGGGUCACAGUGUACUUCCCAAAAGUACUAAUGAAGGAAGGAUCAGAGAGAACUUAGAUGUUUUCGACUGGUCAAUACCUGAUGACUUGUUUGCCAAGUUUUUUGAUAUUGAACAAGCUAGGCUAUUGAAUGUUUCCUUCUUUGCUCACGAGACACUGAGCCCUUAUAAGUCUGUGGAAGAAUUAUGGGACGGCGAGUCACCUAAAUGGAAUAUGCAAUCUAUAUAUAUAAAGAAAUGUUCGCCUCUCUCCCGUGAAGACACGUCAUCAAGUCGUACGUUAUGGAAGUGACACGUGUCCCAUUUUAUAUUCGGAGCCAAAAUAAAUGAAUGCAGUCAGGGGUAACCGAACCCAGCACCUCUAGCAUUGGUAAUUUCUCUUAGAACCACUAGGCCGAAGUCACUUUUUAUAAAUAUGUGGCCGCGAAAAUACUUAUUAUCGUGUCGCCUGGAAGCCCAUGCUUCUUCUGCUUGUGGCCAGGGCCGACACUGAACUGACGUCAAGAUGAAGAUCGUGAAGUUAAAAUUUUUGCUCCAAACACUUUUGCAAUGUUUCCAACCUUUAUAACUUGAUGCAUAUAAUAUAUAUCAAAAUACAUUUGUUGUACACGUUUUUAUUAGUUUUGAUUUUAAAAGAAGAUAUUUACAGUUAUAAAU